AACUUUCGAUUUUCUUUCGAUCCUUUUUUUUUUUCUUACUUUCUUUUUUGAACCUUUUACAAUGAACAUUGAAUUACCUCUUGAAAUCAUUGAUCAUAUCUUAUAUUUUGCUGAUGCUUCAACCUUGUAUCAAUUAAUUCAAGUGUCUCAUGUUCUGCGUUACUUGUCAACCAAUCAUCUUUAUCAUCAUCAUCUCCAACAUGCUUCUAUCCGGUUAUGGAUGCAUCAACCUGGUACCAUGGCACAUACUCCCAUUGAUUUUAAUCAACCUACUUUAGCUUCAUUCGAUACUGUUCAUUUUUCUUUUGCCAAUCAUCAACCUAUUCAAUUCAAUCAUCAUCAACCUGUUUAUGUUGAUGGAUGUACUAUACAACACAACAACAAUAAUGGAUCCAAACAACAUUAUAGUAUUACCUAUCAAUCACCUAUCAUGAUGACAAAAGGUGACUCAACCACUUGGACAAUCGAAAAACAAAAACAAUGGUCAAUGUCUGGUGAAUAUGAAGAUGAUGAUCAUGACGGCGAUCACGUUAUUUUCAAGCCAUCCUCUUCCACUGGAUUAUCAUGCAAUUUACACCUUUUCCAUCCAUCUCUUUUGACUAAAGUCGUCCAACAACAAACUCUUCGAUUACAAGAACGUAUUCAAUCCAAUAAAAGGAAACAACAACCAAACAAAACCUUCUUUGCACCUUGUAAUAAUAAUGAUGUCAAAUCACCCGACAAGCUGGAUAUUGCCACUCCUCCUUCAAAAUAUCAUUCCCCCUGGUUUACUUCCAUUUCUUCCUAGAUGAUGUCUUCUCUACUUGUCAUUCUUUUUGUAUUAUAUAUAUAUAUCUUUUUAUGAUGAUGAUACCCCCCUUACCAUCUUUAUAAAACUAAUAAUAAAAAAAU
This is a messenger RNA of Halteromyces radiatus, 891 nucleotides long. RefSeq lists its product as uncharacterized. Gene Ontology annotation, molecular function: protein binding. Bases 62 to 787 code for a protein of 241 amino acids. The transcript has a single exon. The record is from RefSeq and is a predicted model, not a curated record. NCBI's taxonomy places the organism in Eukaryota, Fungi, Mucoromycota, Mucoromycetes, Mucorales, Cunninghamellaceae.